Molecule: messenger RNA, 1966 nt
Organism: Heterobasidion irregulare TC 32-1
Lineage: Eukaryota; Fungi; Basidiomycota; Agaricomycetes; Russulales; Bondarzewiaceae
Exons: 3
Coding region: 145-1881 (578 amino acids)
Source: RefSeq, a predicted model, not a curated record
GUUUUGUGUUUUGAAAGCCUUUCAACCCCAUCAUUCAUACCCUCUGUCCUCCUCAGUCAAUGCUGAACUGAUUCCUCCUGUGCAUUGUCAAUUAACGAUACCUUUGCCCAUAACUCAUAGGGCUCGGUCCAGGCUCUAAUCCCAAUGAAGACGCCACCAAUCGGUGCGGACUUGUCGUUCGACCAGCUGCUAGGAGCAUUAUCAUGGAAGUUAGAGUCAUUGGACCUCAGAGAUCGCUCCGAACUGCGCGACCAGUUCAAGCCUCACAUUUCUACACUUCGGAAAGUUCACAUAUCUCUAGGAGCAAUCCAUAACGCCUUCCUCCCCAUUCAUCAUCUCCCCGCAGAAAUCUUGGGUGACAUACUUAAAUUAACCAUCCCGAUUACACCACCAUUCGAUUCCCCACAAUGGAUGUUUCCAGUGUCCGACCCACGCUUCACUCGGAAGCGGUCCAAUGAACCAGCUCGUCAUGUCUUUGGGCUAUCGCGUAUCUGCCGAUUUUGGCGAGAUGUGACCUUCUUUCAUCCGUUAUUUUGGUCAAGAAUCGAGUCUCCAAAGCCCAAAUCUGAAGGAGAAUGGAAUUUGAUUAAUGCCUGCCUCGCAAGAUCAAGAGAUGCCUACCUCCAUGUAUCGGACAUCGAUUUCACUAUGUGGAACGCCAUUGGAGACCACUCACGCCGACUGCGUUACUAUUCCCUUAAUUUCAGUAAGGAUAGCUCACCGACGUCCAUCACUCGAUAUUCUGUGCCGAAUCUUGAGCGUCUUCUACUUGAUAACAAUGGCCGCAUGAAUAUUGGCCACAUUGAACAGAUAUCUUCUCUAUUUGAGCCAGAGAUGCCGGGAUUGCGACGUCUGUAUCUACGAGGGUUCACCUCCUGGGCAAACCUCCAAUUUUCGCACUUGACGCAUCUCGCGCUAUGCAAACACAGUGACCCGAGCGUCCACAUGGACCAGUUUCACGACCUCUUGCGAGAUUGCCCCUUCAUGGAGGUCUUGAUCCUGGAAAACUGGUAUCCUAGAGGAGAGGAAUCUAGUGAUCGGAUUCGAAGCCCUAUUGUCCUGGGCGUGCUUCGUCGGCUGGUGAUGGAACAGGCUACAAUGCAAACAAUCACGACCUUCAUGUCGCAUUUGAACUUUCCGCCAACCACAGCCAUACGUAUGAGUGUCCGCACCCCACCAGGCAACGAACCUCUCCCUCUGAUCAUUCCUUACGGGGUAUUCGAUUGCGCACCCUUCACAGAGAGCCGCUGUAUUUCCAUCACAUUAUUGCCCCACUGGGACAAAGCCUCGCUUGCGUUCUUUGUGCUUGACGAAACACACAAGUCAGGAUUUGCAUCCACCGUGCGGAAUAUCAUCCGACCCACUGAAUGCACGUCCUUGUGUCUCAAAGCUGCCCUUCCGAUGAUCAAUCUCACCCGCAUCCAGGAGCUUUCUCUCGACCUCGGCCUUUUACCCGACGUCGUCAAUUGGAAGGCGAUGUUCGAGCUUAUGCCGUACAUCAGGGUCCUAUCGGUCAUCGACCGUCAUCUGCCGAAUUGUAUUGGCCAUCUUCGGGACGGCUUGCUGCCUUUCCUCGAGGUGCUCCGGCUGAUGCAGACGCUAGAAUGGGCGGUAGACCCUUUGCCCCCUCCACAGGCCCAGAAUCACGCAUUUGGAUCCCGGGCUGCUCUGGAGGAGCUCGUAUCGCAGAGGGAGAGAGACGGUCGCCGGUUGAAGGAGAUUCAUGUGCGGCAGUGGUCUAUCACGCCGUUGGACCUCGGGGAGAUACGCCAACACGUCGAUGGCCUUUUUAUUUCCAGCCCAUUGCCUCGACACGCUCGAUAUACCUCUGAACUUCCUUUUACCCUUUCUGAUCCCUGGAUAAGAGAAUGGGAUGCGUAGUGACCUCGAUGUCGUUGAUAGUGUAGGAUCUAAGUGUAUUUUUGAGGCGAUUCAGUUAGCAAGUACAUAAUAUAUGGUUAUCGGG